UCUCUCUCUCUGUUUGUGUCUCUGCUGUUCUGCUGCACGGGUUUGAGGAGCGCUGCAAGUUUGCUGUGGUCUGACGGCAGUAGGAUGGUUAUCGUGGAUGUAUUAUAUUCUUGCUGUAUGAAUGUGAGGCUGUAAUGUGAGAUUUAUCUUAAUAACACACAGGAGGUUUUGCACAGAUCUUUUCUGCACUGCUCUGACUGCCCACGUGAGGACACAAAGUAGGCGCAGUGCUCCACUGGACAUGGAGAUGGUCGACAUUUGGUGGAACAUGAGGCUGGAUGUCUUGUUGGGUCGUUGACUAUCGAAACUGCAGGGCGUUGGAUGCAUACUCAACCCACCUGAACAUCCACUGCCAUCCAGUACUGCGAGUUUGAUCUCCAGGAUGACUGUGGUGGUUGCUGGAGAUAAUAUGGACGAGACAUCCUCCACUCUGCAGGGGCAUCCACAGGACUCGCAGUAUUCCCCUGAGUGCUGCGAGCGAGUUGUUAUCAACAUCUCAGGGCUACGCUUUGAGACCCAACUCAAGACGCUCGCCCAGUUCCCCGACACACUACUGGGUAACCCCAAGAAAAGGAUGCGCUACUUUGACCCUUUAAGGAACGAGUACUUCUUUGACAGAAACCGCCCAAGCUUUGAUGCAAUCCUCUACUACUACCAGUCAGGAGGGAGGUUGAGACGUCCUGUCAAUGUACCUUUGGAUAUGUUCUCAGAGGAAAUUAAGUUCUAUGAGCUUGGAGAAGAAGCUAUGGAAAAAUUUCGAGAGGAUGAGGGCUUUAUUCGUGAAGAAGAGCGCCCCCUGCCCGAGAACGAGUUUCAGAGACAGAUUUGGCUGCUAUUUGAGCAUCCCGAGAGCUCAGGCCCUGCCAGAGGGAUUGCAAUAGUGUCCGUCAUGGUUAUUCUCAUUUCUAUUGUGAUAUUUUGUUUGGAGACUUUACCAGAGCUGAAGGAGGAUCCACAUGGACGGCUCCAGGUAAUAGGCAACAGCACGUUCUACUUCAAACCAAAUAUUCUUACCGAUCCGUUUUUUGUCGUGGAGACACUCUGCAUCAUCUGGUUUUCUUUUGAGUUGAUUGUCCGCUUCUUCGCUUGCCCGAGUAAACCUGCCUUCUUCAAAAACAUGAUGAACACAAUCGAUGUGGUGUCCAUCAUUCCGUAUUUUAUAACGCUUGGGACAGAGAUGGCGGAGGACCCCGAGGGUGGAAAGGAGGCAAAGGGUGGAGGAGAGCAGGCCACAUCUCUGGCCAUUCUCAGGGUUAUCCGCUUGGUCAGGGUGUUUCGGAUAUUUAAGCUGUCCAGACACUCCAAGGGGCUUCAGAUCUUGGGCCAGACAUUAAAAGCCAGCAUGCGAGAGCUGGGUCUUCUUAUCUUUUUUCUUUUCAUUGGCGUCAUCUUGUUUUCCAGUGCAGUGUAUUUCGCUGAGGCAGAGGAAAAGGAUUCUUUCUUUACAAGUAUCCCAGACGCCUUCUGGUGGGCGGUGGUUUCGAUGACAACCGUGGGGUAUGGAGACAUGUACCCCGUUACUAUUGGGGGCAAGAUAGUAGGCUCUCUAUGUGCCAUUGCCGGAGUGCUAACAAUCGCGCUUCCAGUGCCUGUGAUUGUGUCCAACUUUAACUAUUUCUAUCACCGAGAAACUGAAGGUGAUGAACAGGCACAGCUCCUCACGGUGAGCAAUCCAAACAUUGCGUCCGAUUCUAAUUCCAGUCGUCGCAGCUCAUCGGUUGUCAGCAAGUCAGAAUACAUGGAGAUCGAUGACGACCUCAAUAACAGCAUUGAUAACUUUCGUGAAGCGAACCUGCGAACUGGGAACUGCACAGUUGUGAAUCAAAAUUGUGUAAAUAAGGGGAAGCGUCUUACAGAUGUAUAGAUUUGCAAUUGCAUUCUAGGCCUCCCGGCUGUAUAUAGUGUACUCUAUUCAUAUGUCAGAGUUCUAUAACAGGGCGUCUGAUAAAGUGUUAUUUCAUUGCGUAUGUUUCAUCUCAAGUCCACGAGAGUUGCUUCGAUUCUGUUUGAAGAACGGUAGUCUGAAAUCUGCCUAUGGAUACCAAAUACUAAAUAAUUAAAAGACAGAAUAACUAUUAUCUGUGGGUUAGAGUAAUUGCGUAUAUAAAUGAUUUUACAUUUUGCAAUGCACCUUAUCCCAAAAAAUAAUCAGUUAUUCAGUGACUUAAUACGACUUAAUAAGAUCAGCAUGAAGAACUAAUACUUUCUUGUACCAUAUGUUGACCAUUUGUUUAUUUGCUUAUUGUAGGUUAUUGUAAACCAUAUACAAACUGAAUGUUGAUUAAUUAUGCAGAUCAUGGCAUGUUUUAUGAAACGUUGAGGUCUGCUUGAUGGUACUAUGUAUCCUGCUUUAUUUAAUACAUGAAAUCAAUACAUAUAGCCAAGCCGACAGUAUAACUCUACUGAAUUACAACCACUGCCCACUAAAAGCACAACUUUCUUUAACACCUUUAAGUAUUUAAAGCUUAAAGGCAGUACUACAUUUUAAAAGUAUGACUUUAUUUGUUAAGCUUUUUAAAUGUACAUAUUCAAUUACAAUUAAUCACAAGAUCUCUUUAUCUAUAUUAAAUAAUUGUAAUUAUUAUAUAUUUAACUUAAUACAUCACAGUUGCAUAUUUAAUAAUUAUUGUUUAAAUGAAUAAUUUAAUAGUGCCUUCAGUCCUCUAACUGACAUAGAGUGUCUCAACAUGCAAUAGUUACUGUAAAACAUUUGCAUAUCUAAUCACACAUGAUGUGUCGAGGGAUAUUCCAAGACCACUGGGGUUAAAUUUCAGGAAACGGUCCCUCAGCAUCCUUGUACAUACAAGAGAAGUUAAUCUCGCUGGAUCAGGCAUUGCUUUACAAAGAAAUGUGAGACAUGCUGUGUUUUGUUUUUGUUUUUUUGUUUUUUUUUACAUCUUCAUGUAUUCUUUUGUAAUGGCCGUAUUUUUGCUCAUUGGUUUCUUUGGAUCUACCUCAGUGUGGUCAUGCAUAGUAUGCUCAUGAAUGCAAACUUCAUAUCCUGCCCAAUUAUCCAGUCAAAUUAUGGGGAGUGUGGGAGGGGAUUGGGUGGGGGAAUGAGUAUGCAAUGGAGGUGAAACACUUUAUUUCAAAAUAAGAGUGCAUAAAAUUAAGAUCACAAAGUCCAUAAAGUGAUGCUAAGCACAAGCGCUAUUAGUGCUAUAUAAUACGCACAGGUCUGCAUCAGGGACUGCAACUGGUAGAAACUGCCAUUACUUUUAAUAUCCGUAACAAUGUGAGUUGAGAUCUAAAAAGAACACCUUUAAUUUGAGUGUAAAUGUUGUCUAUCAAAACUUAAUGCACUUUAAUGAGAAUUUAUGUAUUUAUAGGUUUCACAACGAGAAUGACUAAAAGAGUGAAAGGCAAAAUAAAGAAUCUAAAAACAUUGUGUUGAUUUGUCCAUGUUAAGGAUGUGUGUAGGACAGCAUUUUAACCAGCAUAGGUGUUUUGCAACCCUUUAAUUCGUUAUUUAGGGCAUUUAUGAUAUUAACUUAAAUAAUAAACAUCACAACUGUGGUGCUUUGCCAGCAAAAUAAAUAGCUGAGAUUAAAGAAAAAUCUUUAAGGAAAUAUAUUUUUUACAAUGUGUUUAUACAGUUCUGUAUAAAAGAAAUACAUGCCAGAGUGAUGUUUAUUUAUUAUGACUAUAGAUGUCUACAGUUUGAGAAACAAUUUUAUAUGAAAUGAAUAGAAUACCAUACAAAACAGUGGACCAAAAAUAGUUGUAAAGAUCAUUUAUGUAUGUUAUAAAAGAUGGAAACAAAAAUUUCACUGCGAAAAAAAAAAAAACUACAAAAAAAAAAAAAAAAAAAAGUCAAUGUAUAAUGUUACAGCAAAUUCUAUAUAUCUGUAAAAUAACCAGACAUCUAAUAACCAGGGUUCCGAAUCAUUAUCAUGUGUAUUUUCAUCUGGGCUUCUAAUGUUGUUAGCAUCAUUUUUUUUCUGUUUUAAAGAUAUAGGAGUUUGAUAUAGAGUGAACUGAAAUGUAUUUCUUUGCAUUUCUGUAUUUUUUUUAAGGGCCUGGUUUUCAUGUUGGGCUUAUCAUAUGAGUGUUAUGCCAUAAAUUAAACUAAAGCACUUUGAUAUUAUGCAUGCAGGCAGCUCUGGGCUUAUGUUGCUCUGACAUGAAUCAUGCAAAUGCUGGGAAAAGCUUUUCUUUCCUUUUUAAAUUAAACAAUCGAAUAAUUUAAUUGUGAUCAAAAUGAUCUAAUACCCUUACUUUAGUUGUUUUUUGGUGGUUGACAUAAUUUUAAUAUGUGUUGACUAUUCAUGGGCUGAUAUGGUGUAUUCUAUGACAUUAUGACCAUUUUAAAUCAUUUUCUUUUUCUUACAGUUUUUAAAGAAUGUUUUUCUAAAUUGAUUUCAACUCUUUAGGAUAAACGAGAAGCUUCAAAGAUUCACAUUGAUAAAUAAAUCUAAUUAAAAUCCUAA
This is a messenger RNA of Puntigrus tetrazona (Sumatra barb), 4430 nucleotides long. It is a transcript of the gene kcna1b, whose product is annotated as potassium voltage-gated channel, shaker-related subfamily, member 1b. Gene Ontology annotation, biological process: potassium ion transmembrane transport; protein homooligomerization. Bases 383 to 1864 code for a protein of 493 amino acids. Gene Ontology annotation, cellular component: synapse; dendrite; voltage-gated potassium channel complex. The transcript is spliced from 2 exons. Lineage: Eukaryota; Metazoa; Chordata; Actinopteri; Cypriniformes; Cyprinidae. Gene Ontology annotation, molecular function: protein binding; delayed rectifier potassium channel activity. The record is from RefSeq and is a predicted model, not a curated record.